AUGCUUCCUCCAGCGCUCAACAUCCCAAAAUGGCUCGAAGAGAACUCUCAUCUCCUUCAACCACCAGUAAACAAUUACUGCGUCUACCACCCCUCAUUAGAGGCAACUGCCGGCUACACAGUAAUGAUAGUAGGCGGACCAAACGCCCGAACCGACUUCCACAUCAACACCACCCCAGAAUUCUUCUACCAAUAUCGAGGCUCAAUGCUUCUAAAGACAGUCGAUGUGACAACCACACCUCCAACAUUCCAAGACAUUCCUGUCCAUGAAGGCUCGAUCUUCUUACUACCUGCAAACACUCCACACUGCCCUGUGCGAUUCAAGGAUACUGUCGGUGUUGUGAUGGAGCAGCCCCGGGCACCGGGUGCUGUCGAUGCUAUGAGGUGGUAUUGUAGGAAUUGCAAGAGUAUUGUGUGGGAGAAGCAGUUUGUCUGUGUUGAUUUGGGGACUCAGGUCAAGGAUGUUGUUGAGGAAUUCGCAGGUGAUGAGGAGAAGAGGAAGUGUAAGGCUUGUGGGGAAAUUGCUGCUUCGAGGUAUGCGGAUGGAGAGAUUGUGCAGCCGUCAAAUGUAUAA
Messenger RNA from Penicillium soppii, 573 nucleotides. RefSeq names its product 3-hydroxyanthranilate 3,4-dioxygenase. The transcript is spliced from 2 exons. Gene Ontology annotation, molecular function: iron ion binding; 3-hydroxyanthranilate 3,4-dioxygenase activity. Gene Ontology annotation, cellular component: cytoplasm. Gene Ontology annotation, biological process: 'de novo' NAD+ biosynthetic process from L-tryptophan; quinolinate metabolic process. Bases 1 to 573 code for a protein of 190 amino acids. The record is from RefSeq and is a predicted model, not a curated record. Lineage: Eukaryota; Fungi; Ascomycota; Eurotiomycetes; Eurotiales; Aspergillaceae.